Messenger RNA from Hyla sarda, 1091 nucleotides. It is a transcript of the gene IZUMO3, whose product is annotated as IZUMO family member 3. The transcript has 7 exons. Bases 347 to 1030 code for a protein of 227 amino acids. NCBI's taxonomy places the organism in Eukaryota, Metazoa, Chordata, Amphibia, Anura, Hylidae. The record is from RefSeq and is a predicted model, not a curated record.
AACCAGGAAGUGAUCAGAUUUGUGAGGGAGAGCAACAGGGAUAUGUUAUUUUAACUAAACAGCGCAUUUAUACACCUUUUACAUCCAAUUUUACCAAUUUUGCUGUCUAGGAAAACCUAUCUAAUGUCCAUUUAACCAAAGUCAGGCAGAAAGAAAUGAAAAAAAGAACAUUAAUUUGCUGCUAUGAACAUUAAAGUAUGUUCUAUUAUACACCAUCUCCAGAACGUUAUUGCAGUGCAAAAUAAAUACAUAGCUACAAUUGGGUAGAAUCUAGAACACAUAAAACGAUUAGGUCAUUGACUGCAUACAGAACCACGAUUCUGCCUUUUACCAAAACUGCUACAACAUGGCUUUUGGAGCUUUUUUCUCACUUGCCCUUAUUUUUCAUGCAUAUCCCAUUCAUGGAAUGCUAGAUUGUGACCCCACAUUUGUAAAAAAACUUGAUCACUAUUUAAGUUCUAAAGUUCCUAAAGAUGUUCCUGACAGAAAAGCUUUUCUAGAGAGUGUGAACAAGGAAAUUUUCAGUGUUUAUUGGACCUCCUUCAGAGAUAAACCUUACCUCCGGAUCAUUGAUAUACGAAGUGUUGUAAAACUGAAGAAGAUGGUUUUUGACAGCCUAAGAGAAACUGAAUUCCAUGGGAUCAACAUGUUCUUGGAAGAUAUAAAGACAAUAAAGCAGAAGUUAAUGCGGCAGAUGAAACAGUCAUUGGAGCACUUUGCUGAUAUAGCUUGCACCGAGGAUUGCUCUGUGACAGAGGGACCGGUUCUUGACUGUUGGACAUGUCUUCGAAUCAGAGCUCAGUGCUUUAAAGGAUCUGUUUGUGGAGAGCAAGAUGAUCUUGUGUUAGAAAAGAAAGAAGUUGCUGUCUAUCUUUUUCUGGUCUUAGAGUUUGCCCUAAUGUUCUUCUUCAUGGUACUGGGUUACCUCUAUUUUAAAAAGAAAAUGAUGAUGUUAAAAGAAAAGGAAAUCAAAAUAUUGACAAAAAAGAAGAAGCAGGAAGAAAUAGAAGAUGGUAGCCAUAAUAAAUGACAACAGCCAUCCAUUAAGUUGUAUUUACUGGAACUUUGAAUUUCACUGAAAAUAAAAAAAG